CCCCUCGUUCUUGUCAUACUGGCGUGCGCAUGUGUGAGCCUGUCGGGCCUGCUUGCUUUGUUUGUCUGUGGCUCCGGGGUGCCCGUACUCUCCUGUAGAAUUGGCUAGAAAUGAAUCCGUAGGGAUGUACACUCAAGAUUAGGUGCCGGUGCCGUCGCUGCUAUCCCUUUGCCUGAACUAACGGAGGACCAUCAACUAGCAUCUCUUCCCAUUAUGACCUAAUUCCAUCUCACGGAGGCACCGCAUCUUGAAUUGAUAUACUCCAGUUACUGCCGAUAGGUGGUGGGGAAGUCGGGCUUACGUCGACUGAACACAUUUAAACAAGGUUUCUCCGACUGAGAUGUGGGUUGCCUUUGAAGAGAUGUUUUGAAGUAGCCAUACGUGCCCCUUUAUAAGGCACAAGGGUCAACCGCGACCCUUCACUGGAUAUAUAGUAGGAUAUGGUGGAUAUAUGUGUGCAGAGUGUGUAAAUGGGAUAGAACGACGCAAUCAUCUUCUGUGUGGGUCAGAUCUGGCGUAUUCAGACAGUUGGGAAUCCAGUCAGGAAACACGUAUUGUUUUACAACAUCGCCAGCGGGGCGGAUGCUUCUUCCAACUGUACGGAUCUAUUGUGUGAUACAGAACUAUGGCGCCCACUUUACACUGUUCCUCCAUGCCAAGUUGAUACCGUGUCUGUGUUUCAGUGCUGCUAUCGACAAUGUGACCGAUUAUCGAAAUAAGGUGAGCUUUUUCAAAAUGUGGUCGAGAGGUUAUGACCUUUGCCUUCCGAGGUCACCUGUCGGUGGUUGAUUCCUUUGGAUACCAGUUCUGGUGUGCAGUUUAAAGUUUCCUAGCAAAUUUUAUUUAUGACUUGAGUGUUUGUUUACCCAAACCCAAGGGAUUAGCGGAAAAUAGAAUGCAAAGAAGCUCCAUGAAACCCAGUAGUAUGGCGGUCGGAGCUAGCAUUCUGAAACCUCCAAAACCACCUCGUUGGAGGGACUUCGUGGAUCCAGCACCUUCAUCUCAUAGUAAAGACUUGAAUAAAGCACAGGAUCAUGGCGACUCGGGUAAACCCUACUGUGCCAAGUCAGGUGUGCAUGAUUUGGGGGAGAGCAAAAUCCCUACCCCUCAUCCUCAGGGCGGGGGAAGAACAUGUAAAGGGUUAAAACGGGUGCGUGCCAAAAUACAUCGUACCCGAAGUCAACAUGUGAUAGAUGAGGAGGAUUUGCCUGAUGGCGCUUUGACUAUGACUCUUGCCGAAACCAAACCUCAAGAAUUCGGGCUUCGAAAUAGACAGGUGCUUGACGAUAGGUCUUAUAAAGAGGAAAACGCUCGUCGGUGUCAAAUAUGGUUGGAAAGUAUUGAAAAGUGUGUGCCUUUAGAUGAAAUAGCUUACACGGAGGGUGCGGGAGAGGAGGGGGUGGACGUUGAGGUUCCGGAGGAGACGAGGUGGAGUGAGGAUGGGGAGCCACUGAGGCCCCCCUUCAACACCAGCGCGUCAAGCUCGGAGGGGGAGGAGUAUGAGGCCUACCCCACACGAGAGACCCUUGUCCCAGGGCUAUCUGUUGGUUCCCCCCAAUCUCUGAGAACGGAUAAAUUAUUAAAAUCCUCAUCAUCAACAUGUAUGCAUGAUAAACUGAUACGAAAGAAAACUUUGCCAAUCUCUGAAGACACGGGGCUUGAAUGAUUCUGCUUAUGCAACUCUGGGUAAAAAAUAUAUAUUUUUGUCACUGUUAUUGGAUGUAUAUUUGUUGUGUUGAAGGUUUAAACAGUGAUGUGAAAGAGACGGCAGAUGCCCUAUUGGGGCAUCAUUGUGUUCUGUGCCGGGGGUUACUGGUGUAUGUCCCUAUUGAGUGACACCUCUGCUCUAAAGCGUUGUGAACUGAGAAACCGAGGACUAUCGUCUGCUGACUGUCGUCUGCUGCGAUAGAAGUCAACAAUUAUCUCCCCUGUUUGUGUCAUACAUUUGGUAUAUAUAUUGCUAAAUCAGGGGAGUUGGACGUAUCGGGGAUUUUAGCCAAAAUAAAACGUUGAGUUGAAAGUA
Molecule: messenger RNA, 2023 nt
Organism: Haliotis rubra (blacklip abalone)
Lineage: Eukaryota; Metazoa; Mollusca; Gastropoda; Lepetellida; Haliotidae
Exons: 2
Coding region: 896-1666 (256 amino acids)
Source: RefSeq, a predicted model, not a curated record